AAAGACCUUGGGUUAUGUGUCCAGUAGUAAGCGGAAGUUUUGGUGCUACAAGACGAUAUGGAUAAGAUAUUGCGUCUUGUUUCUCAAAGAUCAAAAUUAUCAAAUGGAAACGAAGAUGUCGAGAGAUCGGCUCCAGUCCAACCGCCCAUCAUAUAUAAAGAAGCAAAUGAUAAGUCUAUAGACUCACCGAAUCCUACACGAGAUCCGCAUAUGAUACAAGAAAUAAUUAAUAGUGUUGAAGAUGUCUAUUAUUCAAUGACAUUCGACUGUGGGAAGUAUGAAAUUGAAAAUGUUGCAGGUCCUAAUUGUCGUGAAUUGUCCAAGCUGAAAUUACGCCUAUUAGCAUUGGAUCGUCAAAAUAAAGCUGUAUCUAGACGUGUAUCUGAGUUAGUUCUUGAGAAACAUCCACGUUAUGAAGCUGAAUUAAAAGGUGUCUUAUCUUUACAAUCUGAUAAUUGGGAAACAUUAUGUAUGUGUCGUGAAAUUAGAAACUCAUUAAAACAAGCUGAUGAAUCAUUGGUGAUAUCUCGCUUAAUUGUAUUACGUAAUCAUCGUAGACAAUUACGAUUACAACAGACAUUAAAUAUCUUAUUUCAAUUACGUAAUUUACAGAAUAAUAUUCAUCACCUUGAUACACUUAUCAAACAAGGUGAUUUUUAUGCUGCUAUCCAACUACAUCGUGAAAGUCUUGUCCUGUUAGAGGAUUUUCGUUCUUAUAGGUGUACUGAACCAAUUCAUAUCAAAUUGAAAGCAGCAGAAUUACGUAUUGAUGAGAAAUUGGAUUCAGAGUUACAACGAAGUUGUGAACAUUUCAAUGAUAAAUCGUAUUCAACUGUACAGCGUGCAUUUGAACUUCUUGGAAGUACUCAGACAACAUUCGCUCAACUUCAAAUGCACUAUGUAGCUGCUAUCCAACGAAGGUCAUUUAAUUUAGUUCAAUUCCAUUUGGAAUCACCUUCAUUAAAUAUGAUAGAUACAUCUGGAAAUACAAAUUCUGACCAUUCCUCUUAUACUGAGAUGUGUCAAAAACUUCCAUAUUGGAGUCUACUGCCUUGUCUAAGAUCAAUUUGUCAAAAUAUGUGGCAAAUUCUACUUUGUUAUCAUCGUACUAUUCAAUGGCAUAAGAAUCGAGCCUCUGGUAAAAGUUCGAAGUUCUCUCCUGAGAAUAAUGAUAAUCCAUUUACUCCAGAUUCAUUUCGAACCAAGUCAAGUCAGCCUAAAAUUAACUUAAGCAAUAAUAACAGAGCCACUGAUAAUGUUGUCAAUGAUGAUGACAUUGCUUCAACUGAUACUGAUCGAACUACUAAUUUGAUGAAGUUAUCAACUGUAAAUGAUGAUAAUAAUGAUGAUAUUGAUCAUGGUUGUGAUCCUCAAUUGGCUAGACAAUGGCAUGAUUAUGUCGCUUGUAAAUUAGAUUCUGGUCGUUCACGUAUAUGGUCUGAGAUCAUCUCGCGUAUUGAACCAAUUCUAAGUGUUGUCGGUGUAGUUGCUAGAGAUAUGACAUUCGAUCAAAUUGCAUCACUUUUAGCCACUGUCAAUCAUCUUGUAUAUAUUGGUGAGGAGUUUUGUGAAUGUUCACCUAAUGAAUUACUAGAAGCUUUAAGAAUUUCCAUACAGAAGUAUUUCAAAGAUUUUCAUCGAAAGCAUAUGGAUCAAUUGAAAAUGUUCUUAGAAAAUGAAACAUGGGAAAUCUGUCCUGUGAAACAUUCCUUCACUGUAAUGGAUCUUCAGGAGUUUAGAGCAGUGAAAGAUUUGUUUGAACAAAACACCGUUAACAAUAGUAAUAAUAAUAAUAAUGCUGGUGAAAAUUAUAAAUUUCAUCAAGACAAUAAUUCAACAGGCGUUUCCUCUAAACCACAGAAUAAAAAAUUAUUCGCUGUUCCCUAUACCCUUGUACAAUUUCCCAUUGAUGUUGAGAAUAAUAAUUAUGGUAAUAUUGAUAAUGUUAAUCAUGAAAUGAAUUCUCCUAAUACAAUAUUGGACUCACCUAUAUCAUUAUCAACAGAAACUAAGCAAUGGUCAGAUGGAAAAUUUUCAUAUGAUUUUGAAGAUAGAAAAUCCAUAUUAUAUACUCAGAAUGAUGUAUCUAGUGAUAAACCACAUCAAGGUGGACAUAAUGGACCAUUUUUAUCAACAACUACCUUGGAAGUCCUCCGUCUAAUAGGUCGGUAUUUACAAAUGAUGCGACUUUUAAAACCAAUUGCUGGUGAAGUAAUGCAUUGUCUAUGUCAAGUAUUUGAUUACUACUUGUACUCGAUCCUCAUUCUUUUUGGUCCUCCUCAGAUUUCCAAUUCAAUGGAAUUCCCAGAACGUUUAAGAACAACAUUGAAACGAAUCAAUGAACGACUGAUAGCAACAGAGGGUCAUCCAAGUGUUUUAACUGGGGAUCGUUUCUCAUUACCUUUACGUGGACCUAUUGAUUUAUUCAAUCCUGUACAAUCUACUCAUGAAAACAAUUCAUCUAUAACUUGUACAGAUAAUGCUACAUGUGAAUACCAAUUGAUACAUUGCCUACAAGUGUAUAUUGUUUCAGUUGAAUCAGUUAUUUGUUUAGCAGAUAUAUUAGAGACAGCUCUUCUCCCACACUUGACUGUUUGCCUACCAGAUAAUAAACGUGGUCUAGCACUUGUAUUUCGAGAACAAUCCUUAAUGGCAGCUCGACAAAUUCGUGAACCAUGUGCAGCUGGAUUGGCACCACAACUUUUGAAUAUCAUAUUGCCAAAAAUAAUUGAUGUAUCAACAAAAACAACUCGGCAGUCUACAACGAAUAGUAGUAGUAGUAAUAGUAGUACAUCGAUCACCUCAAGCUUUAGUAAGAUUUGGCCAUUAGGAUCGAAUACAAGUCAACAACAACAACAACAAAUGGAUAAAGAUUCGACUACACUGAAUACAAACUCUCCAUCAUCUCCACCUCAGAAUCCUACAAAUAAUUUAAACUCUUCUUCUUCUUCUUCUUCUUCGUCGUCGUCGUCGUCUACAUCAAAUUCAUCAAGUAAUAUUCUUGCACUACAUAUAUGUACAUUGAAUUGGUCAACUAAAGAGGUGGCCAACACACCGAAUACUUAUAUCACUAAUAUUAAUACUAAUAUUUUUCAUCCAUUUUUAUCUGUAAUAAAAAAUAUAUCACAAGAAUUCAAUCUACAAGGUCAUAUAAUUAUUAUUAUCAUUUGGAAAGCAUUAUUAGCAUGUCUUGCUUCUCAGUUACUUGAAGCAUUUGGACGAAUACAACAAUGUUCUGAUGAAGGACGUGGUCAAAUGUUAUUAGAUAUACAAACAUUAGCUGUAUAUGCACAAGCAGCUAGUAAAAUACGCUCAUUUCCUAAACUUGAUCACCUAAUUGAAUAUAUUCAAGCCUUCUAUAUACCUAUACAUGAAUGGGAACAUUGGUUGACAAAUUAUGGGACUAAGUAUUCACGUAACCAAUUAACUGGACUUGCUUCAUGCUUAUCACGAUCUGAUAAACGUCAAUAUCAACGACUUAUGAAUACGAUAAAUCAAAUCUAUAAUACAACAAAUCAAACUCUACAUGCCAAUCCAGCUAGUUGACAAAGGAAACUGUAAUCAC
Molecule: messenger RNA, 3565 nt
Organism: Heterobilharzia americana
Lineage: Eukaryota; Metazoa; Platyhelminthes; Trematoda; Strigeidida; Schistosomatidae
Source: the annotation of a GenBank genome assembly